AUGCAGCCCGCAGUAGUACAGAACGCCGCUGCUCUAGACGGCACUGCGGCUGCCUCCGUCCUCGUCUACCCCGUCACUUCUCUGCUGCCACAGACGGAGGCUCUGCGGGCUUUGCUGCAGCACAAACGGGAAUUGGAGCUGCAGCAGCAGCAGGAAGAAGGGGAGCGGCUUCAAGACCAGCGCCUUCAAUCUUUGGCGCUGCAGCAGCAUGACGAGCUGCUGCGGCGCAGCCAGCUGCAGCGCAGAAUGCUGCAGCAGCAGCAGCAGCAGCUCCUAAGAGAGGAAGAAGGGCGCUCUCUCCAAGAUCCCAACUUCAGCUCCCUCCUCCGCCUCAGCCGCUCCCCCCGAAACAACAGCAACGGCAGCAGUAGCAACGAUGAAGAACGGCCGUAUGUACCCCGUUUCCUCUCUCUUGGGUCUUUGGGGCUCAACCCCGUGCAAAUUCGACUGCUGCUAAGAGAAGGACUCGCCGCCAACCCAGAUAUUGAAGAACUCGACUUGAGCCGAGUCGGUUUGACUGAUGACGAGGGCCCUAUGGUGUGCAAGAGUGUGGCAACAAUGGAGUGUCUCAAGCUAUUCUCGCUUGAAGGAAACCCGAUAGGAAGGCUCACAGCUGUAGAACUCAGAAAAUGCCUCGAGGUCCUUCAGAUUGCUGGUGAUGCUGUUGAUGGCAUCUGCGCUGAUGCUGCUGAGAUUGAUGCUGCAGCUGGUGCUGCUGUUGAGGCUGCUGCUAAUGGUGGUGCUGCUGAGCCCGCUCCGGCUGGUAUCAAUGCUGCUGGUUUUGCUGCUGCUGCUGUUACAAUGCCUACCCUGGAGUCUUUAGACUUAGGAGGCUGCUACCUUGGAGGGCCUCGCGGCUUCGCCGAGAUCUGCCGCGCUUUAUGCAGCAAUAAAACCCUAAAGUUCCUCUCCCUCAGAGGAAUGCAAAUAGACCCUGCUGGAGGCGAGUUGUUGCUGGAGUGUCUUCGCAAUAACUCGACUUUACAGUGCCUGGACGUCAGCGACAAUAACAUUACUGCCGUUGCCGCUACUGCUGCUGCUGCUGCAGCUGCUGAGCAACACCUGCGGCUGAACUCGUUGGUGUCUGCUAACAAGUCUUCUCUUAAAAGGCGAGCUGAGAGGGAGGCCGUGGAGAGGAGACAAAUGGAGAAAGAAGAGAAAGACACCAAAUCCUUCCUAAUGCAGCUAGAGGCCUUCCGGUCGGGUGUUAAUUACUCUUUGCUUUAA
Messenger RNA from Eimeria maxima, 1227 nucleotides. RefSeq lists its product as hypothetical. The coding region runs from base 1 to 1227 and encodes 408 amino acids. The transcript has 6 exons. Gene Ontology annotation, molecular function: protein binding. NCBI's taxonomy places the organism in Eukaryota, Apicomplexa, Conoidasida, Eucoccidiorida, Eimeriidae. The record is from RefSeq and is a predicted model, not a curated record.